Messenger RNA from Plasmodium relictum, 1056 nucleotides. Its product is annotated as conserved Plasmodium protein, unknown function. The transcript has a single exon. NCBI's taxonomy places the organism in Eukaryota, Apicomplexa, Aconoidasida, Haemosporida, Plasmodiidae. The record is from RefSeq and is a predicted model, not a curated record. The coding region runs from base 1 to 1056 and encodes 351 amino acids.
AUGAAUUCAUUGCUGUUUAAAAAUAAAAUAUCAAAUAAUGAAAUGGAUAAAAUAAAUAAUAAUGAAGCUAUAAUUCCCAUAGAAAAUAAAAGGAUUGUAUUUCCUUUUAAUUUUAAGAAGUAUAUAAUUCAAAACACUCUUUUUAAUAUAGCAAGUCCAUUAAACAUUGAGCAUAAUGAUACCCUAACAAAAAAUUCAAAAAUAUCAAAUAAUAUUUUUUCCCCAAGAAAAAAAAAAGAAAAGUUAAAGAAUGGAAAAGAUACACAAAAAAAAAGAGUAAAUAUUAAAGACAGUAAAAAACUGAAUUAUAACAGAAAUACAUACCCCAAUAAUGUGGAAUUAUUUAAUAAUAAUAAUUUUGAAACUCAAAUUAAUGAUGAAAUUAUGAAAGAAAAUUUUUUUGAAAGAAACUUCCAUUAUAAAUGUUCAAAUUUAGAAAGCAUUCCCAUGGAGGAAGUAAGUAAUAUCUCUGAAAACUAUGAUUAUUUUUCAACAAAUUAUAUGAUUAAAGACAGAGGUUUAAAAAAAUUUCAAGGCAAAAACGUUUCAGAAUUAAAUAAUAGAAAUUGUAAUAUAAAUAAUGUAUAUUCAAAUGAAAGACAAAUAAUCAUUUACAACAAUAUUAAUUUGAUUGAACAUAAUAAUAUUGUAAAUUCAGUAGUAAAUCAUGGAUAUAAAGAAAAAUUUCAAAAUAGUAAAUGGAUAAUGAUGAAAGAUGAUAAAAUGAAAAAGAAAAUAAAGACUUAUCGUGACUUUAGUAUAAAAAUGGAUAAAAAAUUGAAUAAAGAGAGUGUUCCAUAUAUUAAUUGUGAAAAUGAAUUACAAAGAAUUCAACCUUUAUCUUUAAAAGAUAUUGAUACGAUAGUGACAAGAAGCAAUAUAAAACAAGCAAAUGAGGUAGUUGAUAAUUCAAGGCGACAUUUUAGUAUUUCCGGUAAUAUAAGUCCCGUAAUUAGCAAAAAUAUAAAAAAAAGAAAAAAAAAAAAUAUGGGAGCUUGCUUUUUCAAUUUAAAUAACUUUUCAUGUCAAUUUUUAAUAUCAUGUAAUAAGACAUAA